Molecule: messenger RNA, 315 nt
Organism: Sparassis crispa
Lineage: Eukaryota; Fungi; Basidiomycota; Agaricomycetes; Polyporales; Sparassidaceae
Exons: 2
Coding region: 1-315 (104 amino acids)
Source: RefSeq, a predicted model, not a curated record
AUGGCCGUCAUGACCAUGUCUGCUGGCCCGUCCACCUUCAAACCCGGCCCCAUGCGGCCCCACGUCUCGUCCCCGCUCGCUGCCACCGGCGCGGUGCGCCCACAAUCGACUCGCAAGAUCUCCAAUACACCCGCCUUCCCCGUCUCCCGCCCGCUUCGCCCGUUCCCCUCCAUCGCGAGCUCGCUCUCUGGCGGCGCACACCGCUCGUCCGGUGCGCCGGGCAAGAAGCCCAUAAAAAUCAUCGAACCCCCGCCCGACUUCAAGGGUGCCUUCGUCCUCAACCUCACCCAGGCCGAGCUCAGCCGGCAGGACUGA